AUGUUCGCUGUUGAGAACUCAAUCGAUGGAACCGUGGUGCCAAGCUUAGCCGGCAAGGCUAUAGCACAUGGCUACCGCGAGGCUCUUUGUGGUUUUAUAGAAGUCAAUUUUUCGGGCCAGUUCUACGCCUACAGCAACCGCAUCGAUAUAAAUUGGUUCGACGUGGUUCGUGACUACCAGGAAACGACUGGAACGGCACUCGAUUGGAGUAUACGUAGUCUUGGUGCUCUACAUAUUGGCCGCUCACAAGACAAUACCCAAGUGGGCCUUAUUGGCCGAGAGAUGUACGGCCGGGCACUAAGUCACCUAAUACGAAGCCUGAACAACCCGGCUCUGGCUACCACAGAUGAUACUCUUGGUGCCGCUAUCCUCUUAGGGGUAUUUGAAAUGGUUUGCUCGAGCGGUCAGAAGUCAUGGAUGAUCCAUUCCCGUGGCAUUUCGUACCUUUUUCAGGCACGCGGAGCUCAGGCUCAUGCUCACGGUCUCGGUCGGACCUUUUUCUUGUCCUUUCGAGGUUUUCUCGUAUACGAUGCGCUGAUCCGCGGUGAACGGUGUUUCUUAGAAGACAAGGAGUGGAAGUCGAUCAUCCCGGACAUGAUUAACGAGGACAGGCGACGUGGAAAAGCUAGUCGGCUGGGUGAGCUGAUUGAAUUCUCAUUUCAUGAAGUAGCUCGCUGUCCAGGCUUCCUCGCGGCAACACGGACUCUAGUCGGAUCUGCACAAAGAGCAGAUACUGAGAGAGAAUGCCUCAUUGCUUCAAUUUCUGAUUGUCAAAGGACUCUGCUCGAGUAUCACUACGAAGGAAUCGCUGCCAUGAAAGCCAGUCAGCAACCCAACAGUAAUGAGGGCUGGCAUUUCUUUGGGCCAAUUCCCAAUCGGGUUCAAGUUUCACUUGGAGAAUUCACCUUGAAAGGAAUGAGUUCAGCUAUUGCUCUACUCCAGCAACUACUUGUGAUCUUGAGCUCCGACGGUUUACGCAGAGGGACUUCGGCAUUUGGUUCAGGCAAUCAACAGUGUCAAAUUCAAUGGGAAAAUGUCAGCUAUCCGUUGACGAUCAAAUCGAACAAAACAGAGAGUUCCUCUGACAAGGUCUCCAUUUCCAAGGAAGAUAAUGGAACCCCGUAUACAUGGUUUGAUCAGGUCUCUAUGAUGAUGGGCAUGGUAAUGAACGAAUAA
Molecule: messenger RNA, 1176 nt
Organism: Penicillium daleae
Lineage: Eukaryota; Fungi; Ascomycota; Eurotiomycetes; Eurotiales; Aspergillaceae
Exons: 1
Coding region: 1-1176 (391 amino acids)
Source: RefSeq, a predicted model, not a curated record